AAGGCCAGGUCGGGGGAGGAGGCUCCUCCUCGACGCGUAGUCCCGGCAGAGUUGACUACGAUACCCAGAAAAGUCCGCUCUGACUCCAGAAAAGCAACGACUGGCGUGGGCCGCGGAGGCCAUGGGCUGCCUCGUGACCUAGUGUCCCGCCGCGGGAAGUGCCCGGGUGCUCCGGCUCCGGCACGGGGGUGGGGAGGCGAGUGCGGGCGCCCGAGCGCAGCCGAGGAGCCACGGAAGCCGCCGAAGCGGCGGGCACACCCAGAGCCGGCCAGCGGCCUCAGAGCCCGCGCCGCCCGCGACCAUGAACCGGGAGGCUAUCUGCAGCGCCCUGCCCACCAUUCCCUGCCACAAGCUCGCCGACCUGCGGUACCUGAGCCGCGGCGCGUCGGGCACCGUGUCGUCCGCCCGCCACGCAGACUGGCGCGUUCAGGUGGCCGUGAAGCAGCUGCAUAUCCACACCCCUAUGCUCGACAGUGAAAGAAAUGAUGUUUUAAGAGAAGCUGAAAUUUUACACAAAGCUAGAUUUAGUUACAUUCUUCCAAUUUUGGGAAUUUGCAAUGAGCCUGAAUUUUUGGGAAUAGUUACGGAAUACAUGCCAAAUGGAUCAUUAAAUGAACUCCUACAUAGGAAAACAGAAUAUCCUGAUGUUCCUUGGCCACUGAGAUUUCGCAUCCUGCAUGAAAUUGCACUGGGUGUAAACUACCUGCACAAUAUGAAUCCUCCUCUACUUCAUCAUGACUUGAAGACUCAAAAUAUCUUAUUGGAUAAUGAAUUUCAUGUUAAGAUUGCAGAUUUUGGUUUAUCAAAAUGGCGUAUGAUGUCCCUCUCACAAUCACGAACUAGUAAAUCUUCACCAGAAGGAGGGACAAUUAUCUAUAUGCCACCUGAGAACUAUGAACCUGGACAAAAAUCAAGGGCCAGUGUCAAGCAUGAUAUAUAUAGCUAUGCAGUGAUCACAUGGGAAGUCUUAUCCAGAAAACAGCCUUUUGAAGAAGUCACCAAUCCUUUGCAGAUCAUGUAUAGUGUAUCACAAGGACAUCGACCUAACACUAAUGAAGAAAGUUUGCCACUUGAUAUACCUCAUCGAGCACUUAUGAUCUCUCUAAUAGAAAGUGGAUGGGCGCAAAAUCCAGAUGAAAGACCAUCUUUCUUAAAAUGUUUAAUAGAACUUGAACCAGUUCUGAGGACAUUUGAAGAGAUAACUUUUUUUGAAGCUGUUAUUCAGCUAAAGAAAACAAAGAGUGCUUCGAGCACUAUUCACUUAUGUGACAAGAAGAAAAUGGAGUCAUCUCUGAACAUACCUGUAACUCAUGGACCACAGGAGGAAUCGUGUGGAUCCUCUCAACCCCAUGAAAGUAGUGAUUCUAGUAGAGCCUCAAAGUCCCUGUCAGCAUCUCCAGACAAUGAUUUUUUAUCUAGAAAAACUCAAGACUUUUCUACGCUGUGUCACUAUCCUGUAAAUCACAGUUGCAAUAGUAACAUUUCUGCAGCUCAGAAGGGGACAUUUUGUGAUCACAAGACCACCCUGUGCUCUUUAGCAGUAAUAAAUCCACUCCCAGCUGAGGGAAACUCAGCGCAGUCACAGCCUGGCAUAGCCCAACAGUGGAUCCAGAGUAAAAGGGAAGACAUUGUGAGCCAGAUGACAGAAGCCUGCCUUAACCAGUCGCUAGACGCUCUUCUGUCCAGGGACUUGAUCAUGAAGGAGGACUAUGAACUCAUUAGUACCAAACCUACAAGGACCUCAAAAGUCAGACAGUUACUGGACACCACUGACAUCCAAGGAGAAGAAUUUGCCAAAAUUAUAGUACAGAAGUUGAAAGAUAACAAGCAAAUGGGUCUUCACCCUUACCCGGAAAUACUUGUGGUUUCUCGGUUACAAUCUUUAAAUUUAUGUCAAAAUAAAAGCUUAUAAGGGACUCUUUUUCAAGAAGAAAAGUCAUUCUAUAAAAGGGUAUUUUAUAUUUCUGUUGCCUUUAUCUUAUUGGCUUUAUAAAAUCCACAUGAGUAUUGGAAGCUUUAAUGAAGUUUCUUCUUCAGGUAAAUAUUAGUCGUCUUCCAUGACAUAGUAUUUUUUAAAAUUAAUAUAUUAGAAAGUCUGCAUUUUGCUACAGAGUUCAAUUGUUUGUCUCUUUGGUUAAUUGAAAUUAUUUUUUAAAUGUAAUAAUUAUAUUCUUGUAUAUAACAAUGUCUUAAGGUGUGAUGCAUUUCUCAUGGAAGCCAUUUUCAUAUUCACUUUCUUUAUGGGUUAUUUAUUACUUGUCUAAGAUGCAGUUUGGCUUUUGGAAAUGUAGGCUUUAUACAUAAAUUAGAGCUAGUACAGCAUUUCUAACCUGUAGUACCAGGUUCAAAUCCUCACCAAAAGUUGUUCAUUAAACUUUGUUAUCCAGACUACA
This is a messenger RNA of Zalophus californianus (California sea lion), 2393 nucleotides long. RefSeq names its product receptor interacting serine/threonine kinase 2 (gene RIPK2). Gene Ontology annotation, biological process: positive regulation of canonical NF-kappaB signal transduction; protein phosphorylation; innate immune response. The transcript is spliced from 11 exons. The coding region runs from base 302 to 1912 and encodes 536 amino acids. Gene Ontology annotation, cellular component: cytoplasm. The record is from RefSeq and is a predicted model, not a curated record. Gene Ontology annotation, molecular function: JUN kinase kinase kinase activity; ATP binding. Lineage: Eukaryota; Metazoa; Chordata; Mammalia; Carnivora; Otariidae.